Aegilops tauschii subsp. strangulata is the source of this 1437-nucleotide messenger RNA. RefSeq lists its product as uncharacterized. The record is from RefSeq and is a predicted model, not a curated record. Lineage: Eukaryota; Viridiplantae; Streptophyta; Magnoliopsida; Poales; Poaceae.
AUGAAGAAGACCAGCUGCUUCGAGUGGACCGACCAGGCGGAGGAGGCCUUCCUCCAGCUCAAGCGGAUGCUGUCCAUGCCGCCUGUCCUGGCCGCUCAGGCUGCUAAGGAACCCAUGUUCCUCUACAUCGCUGCUACUAGCCGGGUGUUCCUCCAUGUGCCACGGGCCGACAACGAGCAAGCUGACGCCCUGGCCUGGAUCGGCUCCACCCGGCAGGCCAUACUAGCCGAUAUCUCCCUCGAGUUCCUGUGCAAGCCAUCUAUCAAACCCUCGCUAGAAUCAGAGUCCAUCUUUGUGCCGGCUGACCCCGGAGCAGUCGGAUCCGGCUUGGGGACUUCAGCAGUCGUCCCGGGGAGUUCCGCAAGCGGCCCGGGGGCUGCAGCACUCGAACCCGGCCCGGGGACUUUAGAACCCGGCCCGGGGACUUCAGAACUCGGCCCGGGGACUACAACAGUCGGCCCGGUGACUUCAACGAUGCAGCAAGUAGCGGCCGGCUCCGACCCGCCGCCUCCCAACCCGACGACCCUGGUACCAGUUGCCGUCAUGACAGUGGUAGAAGCACCAUCUUGGGCACAUCCCAUCCUCAACUUUCCGGUGAGCCCAGAGCUACCAGCCGACGAGAUUUUGGCCCAGCAGGUGCAAUGCCGGGCAACAACAUACACAAUAGUGAACAGAGAGCUUGUCAGGCGCAGCGUGACUGGUGUCUUCCAGCGCUGCGUGGAGCCAGAGAAGGGCAUGGCAAUCCUCAGAGAUAUUCACCAAGGCGAAUGCGGCCACCACGGCGCCUCCAGAUCCCUUGUUGCCAAAGCUUCCCGCCAUGGUUUUCUCUGGCCGAUAGCUUUGGAUGACGCCAAGGAGUUGGUCCGCAAGUGCAAGGGGUGCCAACGUAUCAAACACUUGCCGCCUUCUGCACUCAAGACCAUCCCCCUCAUUUGGCCGUUUGUCGUCUGGGGGUUGGACAUGGUGGGCCCGUUCAAGACAGCACACGACGGCAUGACCCAUCUGCUGGUCGCCGUGGACAAGUUCACGAAGUGGAUCGAAAUAAAGCCAAUCAAGAAGCUGAAUGGUCCAACUGCUAUGACCUUCAUUGCGGAUAUCACCGUCCGGUACGGCAUCCCGCACAACAUCAUCACCCACAACGACACAAACUUUGCCAAAGAUAGCUACGCUAGGGGGGCAGAAGGCGACACGGAUGGGUCGGCGGUGGCGGCGGUGGCGGCUGAGGAGGCGUCCGUCUGGCUGGUCCUGGCUUGGUCGGCAGCAGUCGACGCAGUCUCCGGCUGCCCGCUGGCCGAAGCCAGAAUGGGCGAGGUCCAACUGGUUGUCUCGUCAUCCGGGGCGUCGUCGUCAUCCCCGUCCUCGCCCUCCUUGCCCUUGGCACUGGAGGAGAUCUCCUCCGCCGAGUCCUCCUCCUCCCCCGGGUUCAGCCCGAACUAG